Molecule: messenger RNA, 2331 nt
Organism: Triticum dicoccoides
Lineage: Eukaryota; Viridiplantae; Streptophyta; Magnoliopsida; Poales; Poaceae
Product: disease resistance protein RGA5-like
Exons: 3
Coding region: 159-2063 (634 amino acids)
Biological process (GO): defense response to other organism
Molecular function (GO): ADP binding
Source: RefSeq, a predicted model, not a curated record
CUGAAGAUGGUAUCCAUUGUCGGAUCUGGAGGAAUGGGCAAGACAACUCUUGCAAAUCAAGUAUAUCAAGAGAUCAAAGAGAAAUUCAAGUGUAUUUUAUAGUGAUUGAUGACAUAUGGGACAUCAAAACAUGGGAUGUUCUUAAGUGCGCAUUCCCCAUGAACAGUUGUGGUAGCAUAAUAAUCACCACUACUCGUAUGCGUGAUGUCGCAUAUUCAUGUCGUUCAUCAAUCGGUGGUCAUAUUUACAGUAUAAAGCCUCUUAAUAUGUCACACUCAAGACAACUAUUUCACAGAAGAUUAUUUAACUCUGAAGAAGAUUGCCCGCUAUCACUCGAAACCAUUUCUAACCAAAUAUUGAAAAAAUGUGAUGGAUUGCCUUUGGCGAUCAUUGCUAUAUCUGGUUUGUUGGCCAACAAAGAAAGAACAAAGCAUCUGUGGAACGAAGUGAAAGAUUCAAUUGGUCGUGCACUAGAAAGGAAUCCUAGUGUCGAACGAAUGAUCAAGAUAUUGUCACUUAGUUACUUUGAUCUGCCUCCUCAUCUUAAAACAUGUCUCCUCUAUCUAAGUAUAUUUCCAGAAGAUUCUGUUAUUGAGAAGAAAGCCCUUAUAUGGAAAUGGAUUGCAGAAGGAAUUAUUCACAAAGAUGGCAAAUAUACAACAUAUGAGUUAGGAGAGAGGUGUUUUAAUGAGCUCGUUAAUAGGAGUUUAAUCCAACCAGUGGAGCUGGACAAAUAUGAUAAGGUGUUUAAUUGCCGAGUUCAUGAUACAAUUCUUGAUUUCAUUAUAUCCAAGUCCAUUGAAGAGAACUUUGUUUCUUUCAUUGGUGUCCCCAGUUUAACAAUAGGGACAGAAAGUAGAGUGCGCCGAUUCUCCAUGCAAGUUGAAGGAGAACGAAUAUCUGAAAUGCCGACGAGCGUGAUAUUGUCUCAUGUCCGGUCACUUAAUGUGUUUGGGAAUACAGUGAAAAUCCCCCCAAUGAAGUAUUUCAGGCAUUUGCGCGUUGUGGACUUUGGAAGAUGCGGGCAAGUGGAAAACCACCAUCUUGCAGAUGUAGGCCGUCUUUUUCAGCUAAGGUACCUCAACAUUAGCUGGACAAGGGUACGCAAUCUUCCAGAACAAAUCAGGCAUCUACGGUGCUUAGAGUUGUUGGACAUUAGGCGCACGGAGGUCUCCAGUUUACCAGCAAGUAUUGUCAAUCUCAAAAAGCUGGCACAUCUACUUGUUAGCAGACUUGUUAGAUUUCCUGAUGGCAUUGCAAAGAUGCAAGCACUGGAAACAUUGAAAUGGGUGAGCGCCGACCAGUCAUGUAACUUUCUGCAGGAGCUUGGGCAGCUAAAGAAUCUGAGGAAGCUGAACCUUUGCCAUAUGAAUGAUGCAGAACAGAACAAGGAGAUUAUUGCUUAUUCUCUCAAUGAACUAUGCACACAAAACCUUACAUCUCUAACUAUGUGGAAUGAUCAUGAUAGCAUCCUAUUGAAUACAUGGUGCACUUCUCCUCCACUUAACCUUCAAAAGCUUGUGACUUCGGCCUGGGUCCUCCCAAAGGUUCCGGAUUGGAUAGGAUCACUCAUGAACUUGCAGAAGUUAAGCUUGGAAGUGGAGAGAAUCAGGCAGGAAGAUAUCUUCAUCCUUGGAGCCUUACCUUCUCUGCUUACUCUGAGUCUCCAAGGAAUGGAAGAUCGGUCUUCUUGUAAAGACAGAAGGCUGGCAAUCACAAGUGAAGCUGGGUUCCGAAGCCUGAGGAUGUUUACUUACGUGGUGCUGGGAGAUGGGAUGGAUCUCAUGUUUACAGCAAGAUGUAUGCCCAAGCUAGAAAAACUGAUAAUUCAUUUUUCCGGUGGUGUUGAAAAUGAGACUCUCUGCUGUCCUGGUGCUAUUGAUUUUGGGAUAAGAAACCUGUCGAGCCUCACUACUUUCAGAUGUGAGUUUGUUUGCGACAGGGGCAUUGCUGAUGCUAUAAUUGCUUCCCUGAAGAGAGAAGUCAGCACACAUCCUAAUAACGACCUUCGUCUAAUCAUCGAGAUGUACAAUGUUGAACUCGAGCUCCAGCUGCUUCAGUAGCAGACUGAGUAUCAUGCAGUGGAAUUUGGAGCUAGAUCUAUUGUGCCAAUGCCAUUUGGGUAAACAAGCCAAGGACAUCACCAACAUGAGAGUUGCCGCUGGCUCCUGCUCAUCAUAAAUUCCCGAAAUUAGUUUCCAGAGUUUUCAGCUACAAACUUCUCUCAACAAGUAUAUUGUCUCUUUCUGUUGCAAAAUGUAAUCGCUUAUGGAGAAUUACCUUGACAAAUAAUUAGUGUAUCCGCAUGCGUGUUAUGCGGGGGUUUUGUUU